Messenger RNA from Nematocida ausubeli, 258 nucleotides. RefSeq lists its product as uncharacterized. The record is from RefSeq and is a predicted model, not a curated record. The transcript has a single exon. The coding region runs from base 1 to 258 and encodes 85 amino acids. NCBI's taxonomy places the organism in Eukaryota, Fungi, Microsporidia.
AUGGAUGGGUUUAAUUUUGCAAAGCAGCUAAUAGGCAAGACCAAUACAGAGGAAGAGUACUUUCUUAAGUGCAUGCAGCCAGCACGCAAGGCCAUUAAUCUUAAAAAUGCCAGAAGGAUUGGGAAAUAUUUAUACGUUACGGAAAAGAAUCAGCUGGUUUCACUUGCUAUUAUUAAGAGUAAACCCAGAACAGACACAGCACAUGGCGUUGUGAAAGUGGAUGGUCUUAAGUUUUAUGUAUUUACAAAUGAAGCAUAA